AUGAAAAGAACAAGGAUAGUGCGCUUAUUGUGCAUUUUUCUGAUUAUCUUGAUUUUACAUUUGAUUUGCAAAAGACGCUUCCUGAAGAAUAUUGAGUCGUGUUAUGAAACUGUGCAUGUAUUCUCUGCAGUAGCACAAGCAAAGACAAAACUUAGUUUUAUAGAAAAUAUUGUUCUUAACGUUCUAGACGGCUCUAAAUAUUCCAAUUGCGACUGUUGUAUAUAUGGAUAUCAUGGGACACCUAUUCAUCGUGUCAAUGCCGUCGUGAAAGAGACCUACACUCAUAACAGUAAAAUGGCUGACUUGAUAGCGAGACAAUUUCAAUGUUCUGUACAAAAUAUUGGUUUUAGAAUGGUAAAUAUACAAUUAGUAGGAAAAACAGAAUCAUGUAGUAUUUCUUACAAUCUUCAUCCUGUGUUAUAUCCAGAGAUAAAAGAAAAUGGAUUCGGCAUAUGUGCAAAAAUAGCCUACAAUUAUCUAAAUCCAUUACACCUUAUUGAGUGGUUCGAAUAUCAAAAAAUGAUGGGUGUAGAUAUGGUUCUUAUAUCUCUACAAUCCUUAAAUAAAGAUGCUUAUAAAGUGUUGAGAUAUUAUGAAAGAGAAGGGAUUACAACACUCAUUUCUUUUCCAAAUGACAUGCCCGGGAAAUUAGAUAGAGGAUUUACAUUGCAACACUGGCAUUACCAUCAAAGUUCUCACGAUGAACAGGUGGCAGUUUAUUCAUGUAAAGAAUUCUUACAGGGAUUCGCUUUUGUGUCGAUCAUAGAUUUUGACGAAAUCAUCGUUAACGAUAGAUUUUCAGAAUACACAAAAUUACUUAUGUCAGAGAUCUUACCGUCUUAUCCAGAUGCUGCUGCUUUCACCCUGAAUGUUUCAUUCUUUAUAACGGACUGGGGAGUGUCAGGAGUAGAACCUUUGAUAACCAGUAAAUACAUAAGAAGAACAUAUCCUCUUGCUUAUCGAUAUAAAAAUAUUUAUUUGCCAAACAGAACAGAAACAAUUGAUACUCAUCGAAUAUGGUCAAAGGAUGGCUACAGAAGGAUCUCACUACGAUCUCACAAUGUUAUCCUUCAUCACUACAGAGAUUGCAACAAAUUAGAUAUGUUUCCUGGUGACUGCAUGACAUUUCCAAAAUAUAAAGAUACUAAAAUGAUAAAAAUAAUGACAAAAUUAUAUGACAGAGUAGUUGCUUCUAAAAAAAGAUGCAAAAUAUAAUUUUUCUUUAUUAGUUCAAAUAAAUAUUGAGUUCAUCCGAAUCGACAA
Molecule: messenger RNA, 1263 nt
Organism: Mytilus californianus (California mussel)
Lineage: Eukaryota; Metazoa; Mollusca; Bivalvia; Mytilida; Mytilidae
Exons: 5
Coding region: 1-1215 (404 amino acids)
Source: RefSeq, a predicted model, not a curated record